AUAAAUGUUGAUAGUAGAGCCAGACGAUUCCCUAGAUAUUUCACUUUGCCGACCAGAGUAACAAACGGUGAGAUGUGAGGAUUGAUGAAAAUUUUUCUUCAAUCUUCGAAAAAAUGGCAUCAAUUUACACUCUUCAAUUCAAUUCCCUUUCUUCCUCUCAUCGAUUAUCUUCGAAUGUGGUGAAGAAACAUACAAGAACUGAAUUUGCUUUAAGUUAUGGGAAACUGAGCUUGAACCGAUUACCCGUUCCUCGAAACUUUGAAUUGAGAGCUGUGAGUUCUGAUGGCGACCACCACCACAUCAAGACUGAAAUUGUUGCUGUUGCUAGGCAAUCGAAAAGUCCCCCAGUGGCCAGGUUUCAAGAAAUCGUUAGCUCUUUGCCUCAUGUAGCUUUCGUGAUGGAAAAAUAUGGAGGAAGUAGUUUUGCAAUUUGGUUGUGCUUUGCGACUGCAUUUUUGGUUGUUGUAGUGAAAGUAUAUAUGUCAAGGAAGUCAAGAUAUAGCCCUGCUGGCACUGUGGCUGAUCUUGUUAGACGGGGCCAGUUGAGAUCUGAUAGAAGAGGCAUCUUGCAGCCUCUUAAAUAUGAGGACCCUUUCAAUAAUCCAAUGGUGAAGGUGGGCAAGGGAAAUUCAACCAUAGAGAUGUGUGGAAAGGUUUAUCGAUUGGCUCCAGUUACUCUUACAGAAAAGGAACAAGCUACCCAUCAGAAGAGGAGGUCCCGAGCAUACCAGUGGAAGAGGCCUACAAUAUUCCUUAAAGAAGGGGACUCCAUACCUCCUGAUGUUGACCCUGAUACAAUCAGAUGGAUUCCCUCUAAUCAUCCUUUUGCAACGAUUGCCAGUGACAUUGAUGAAGACGUGGCACAGGACAAUAUGUACCAAAAGCAUGGUGUUCCGUUUCGUAUUCAGGCUGAGCACGAUGCACUGCAGAGAAAGCUCGAAAUGCUUCAAAAUGAACAAAAGCUUAAUAAAAUAGUGAUUGACUCUAGCAAUGCUAAAGAUCUUGAGAGACCAUUCAAGUUCAAUCGGAAAUCUCACGAGCCUGCUGAGCAGAAUCCCUUCAAUAUUCAAUCCAGUAAUUCAAGGCCCCCUAAAUCAGAUCAAGCCCCAAAUACAGUUGGUAGCAAGUCAUCCUCUGAGGAAACAACGAAAACUUAAGGAACAUUAGGCUUCUGAUAGUAUUAUCAUCAUUUUGAAGUGUAAUUGCAUAUUGGCGGACUCUGGUGUUUUUAAUAUUACCAAAGAGUGUCUGGAUUACCAUUUAAACUUGUAUCUAAGGUAUUAAAUUUUAUUUUAGCCUGCUCUAGAAUCCAGUUGUAAAUCAGAAGCUAGACCGUAGAUAGAAUUGCAGUGUUUUGCAUAUCUAGUUUACACUUGUAGCUAAAAAUAUUUGUUCAUGGCGUUAUGAUUUUAAGAACUUUUGUUGCUAA
This is a messenger RNA of Mangifera indica (mango), 1429 nucleotides long. RefSeq names its product protein MULTIPLE CHLOROPLAST DIVISION SITE 1. The coding region runs from base 114 to 1157 and encodes 347 amino acids. Gene Ontology annotation, biological process: chloroplast fission. Gene Ontology annotation, cellular component: chloroplast inner membrane; chloroplast. The record is from RefSeq and is a predicted model, not a curated record. Lineage: Eukaryota; Viridiplantae; Streptophyta; Magnoliopsida; Sapindales; Anacardiaceae. The transcript has 5 exons.